Dicentrarchus labrax (European seabass) is the source of this 2065-nucleotide messenger RNA. RefSeq names its product purinergic receptor P2X, ligand-gated ion channel, 7 (gene p2rx7). Gene Ontology annotation, molecular function: ATP binding; extracellularly ATP-gated monoatomic cation channel activity; purinergic nucleotide receptor activity. The record is from RefSeq and is a predicted model, not a curated record. The transcript is spliced from 13 exons. Gene Ontology annotation, biological process: response to ATP; monoatomic cation transmembrane transport. The coding region runs from base 73 to 1818 and encodes 581 amino acids. Lineage: Eukaryota; Metazoa; Chordata; Actinopteri; Moronidae. Gene Ontology annotation, cellular component: nuclear inner membrane; plasma membrane.
AAGAAGAGUCAAGAAGUGAGUCAGAGAUUCCUCGUCCACUGAAACUAACCAGAGCCAACCAGCAGCAGCAGCAUGCCGGGCUGCGGAGUCCUCCUCGGGCUGUGUCAGUAUGAAACCAACAAGCUGGUCCGGAUCCAGAGCGUCCGGCUCGGCUCGUUGAAGUGGAGUCUGAACGCAUUCAUUUUGCUGUUUAUCUGCCUAAUGAUGCUGUGGAACAGGAAGUACCAGGAGUUUGACCUGGUGGUGAGCUCGGUCACCACCAAGGUGAAGGGUGUAGCUCAGAUCAACCUGACGGGGGUCGGGGAAGUGGUCUGGGAUGAGGUGGACUACAGCGGGCCCUCACAGGUCAAAAACUCCUUCUUUGUGACGACCAAUGUCAUUGUGACAAGGAAUCAGAAGCAGGGAAAAUGCCCAGAGGUUCCCCUUAAAGGCAGAUAUUGUCGUACUGAUCAGGACUGUGAGAAAGGAGCCUGCGAUCAGCAGAGCCAUGGGAUUCAGACAGGAUCAUGUGUGAAGUUUGAUGUGUUGAGGAAGACCUGUCAGGUUUCUGCGUGGUGUCCAAUUGAAAUGAAGUCGCACCCUCCGAGGCCUGCUCUGCUGGCAGCAGCUGAGAACUUCACAGUCCUCAUCAAAAACAACAUCCGGUUCCCUGCGUUCAACUUCAUCCGAAGGAACAUCCUCCCAGAGAUGAACGACACCUACCUGAGGAGCUGUCAGAGAGGAAGUGACUCGCUGUGUCCCAUCUUCAGACUGGGAGACGUUGUUCGAGAGGCCGGAGAAAAGUUCUCUGAAAUGGCAGUAGAGGGGGGCGUCAUCGGCAUCCUGAUCAACUGGGACUGCAACCUGGACCGGCUCAUGCAACACUGCAAGCCCAAAUACUCCUUCAGACGGCUGGAUGAGAAAGAGAGCAACAAGACGCUCUACCCCGGCCUCAACUUCAGGUAUGCAAAGUACAACAUAGUGAACGGUGUGGAGGAGCGAACGCUGUACAAAGCAUUUGGGAUCAGGUUUGAUGUCAUGGUUUUCGGACAGGCGGGAAGGUUCAGCUUCAUUCAGCUCAUCAUCUAUAUCGGAUCAACGCUGUCGUACUAUGCUCUGACAACCAUAUUGAUCGACUGGCUGAUUGGAACCAGCUGUUAUUCUGCAGAGGUCGGACAAAAAUACUCCGAAAAGAAAGUGGAGUCAGUCCAAGACAAACAGAAGUGCAUCCUCUGUGUGUCCUACGUUGAUGAGAACAACAUUCGACUGGUGAAGAAAUCACAGAAGAAAAGUUUACAAGACAUGAAGCCAACAACUAUUCAGCCACGUAAGGAGGACACAGGACACCUGAGAGCCGUUCCCUCUCUGCUACAGCCUGGUGUCGGCUUGGAUCACAAUGCUCAGCCUCCCCUUGACCGUAAACCUGCCCCGAACCCCAAACCCUGUCGUCCAGCCUGGUGUAAGUGCGACUGCUGCACUCCCUCGUCGCUCCCUCAGGAGGAGCUGUGCUGCCGGCGGAGCGACGGCACCUGCAUCACCUCAUCUCCUCUCUUUGAGCAACUUGUGUUAUGUCGCUCCCUGCUUGAGGCCUACCUUCUGUACCGGGACCCUCUGUCUUCACCUGCUCAGCGAGGCCGGACCACCGCCCUGCGCCACUGCGCCUACAGACAGUACAUCAGCUGGAGGUUUGGGGUCCCACCUAACGACACCCACCCUGCCAUCCCCAGCUGCUGCGUGUGGAGAAUCAGGGAGGAGUACCCGAGCCCGGAUGGACAGUACAGUGGCUUCAGUCCCACUAUGAUGGUGACCAUGCAGGACUGCGCUAACGGAGAGCUGUGAGGGGAUUGUUUCCACAUUACAGAGCAGGGACUCCCUCACGGACUGACCUACUAGCAAUGUUAACAACUACCUUACAAAGCAAAAAAAAAAUGCAAUAACUAAACUGUCAGCAAAAUUAAAAUGAAUCCGUUUUUGUCAGCUUGUGUUCAGUCAGAAGGGGAAAAACCUCAGAGUCAGUAAAUCACAGCAUUUUCUACGAUCAUCUGUCAAGUCAUUUGGCUGCUCAUUAAAAAUAUCUAUGAAGCAA